AUGGGCGACCACCAAAAUCAGGCCACGGCCAACAUUGAAGAUCUUUCCAACAGGAUCGAGGGUCUGAAUAUCAGUGGUAAAAGAAUCAGAAGACGGUCUCGCAAGUCUCUUAACGGGGCCUUGCGCAGUUUCGACGAAACAGCUGUUAAUCUCCCAGACCGGGCAGACACCGUCGUCAAAUUGCUUCGUACUGAGGAAGAACUUAACAGAGGAGAUGCCGAGUCCAUCUGUCUAGCGCAUACCAGGGGUCUCCAGCUUGCUCAAGUCGCACGACUGCUUAUCGACUCUGCAAUCCCAGCUCUUGUCAGACAAGUCAUCUGCUCGGACUCCCAGACGUCAUUCGCCGUGGAUGACCUCCUUGAACAUUUCAAGAAACCAAUAGAAAACAUCACACAGAGAGUCAUCGAGACAUCAGGGAGUGAGGGCGUUCUACGGAAGAUUGCUCAGGAAUGUUAUCAUCAAGCUACAAGCCCUGCUGGUGAGCUUAAUCCUGAUGAUUAUCUUGCCACUAGCAAAUGGGCAGGGAGCAAGGCCAGAAGGGAAGAUUGGAUCAAAUUCUGGACCAGAUCGCUCUGUAACUGCCCCGGUGGCCCGACACUCUUUCAGCCCAAGGAGGACUCCGUCAUGAAGCCUCCAACUCAAACCCCACGGUACCUUUUCCGAGCUUGGGACAACAACAGCACGGGUGUCAACGGCGAAGAUGUUAUCGCCUCCAUACUUAACAAGGGCGACAAAGCAAAUCGCCACAAGAUUGAUAUUUUCUCAAUGGAUUACCAAAAGGCUUCGGAAAUGCUGCAUCAUCAUUUGAGCAAGAGUGCCUUUGGUAGCCUUGUGACGGACAAUCUUGUCUCGUGGAGCAGCUCUCUCAUGUUUGUGAUUCAGUAUGCCAACUGGAGAUUGUGCAACACAUGGCACAACCCCCAAGAUGAUAUUCGCAUAUGCGCUGUGGAUACAGCAAAGUUUCCGCUAGGUCAGUUCGCAAGAGAUAUGUGGCUGCUCAAGGCGUUUCGGAAUGCACAGUUCAGACCCGAGGAGUUGCAGAUCCGCAAACUAAGACUUGUUUUGACAGGCUUCGAUAACGGGGAAUACCUUUCUCAGGGAGUCCUUCACAUAAACGAGCGCUCUUGUACCUUGUCUUUGCGUGGUCUGAAAAAUGCUGGACUGUGGGAUUUAUAUCCUGAGUUCAACAUCAAUGAUGCAAAACAUGAUGCCGACGUCAGAACUCAGUGGACAAGUUAUGUUAAUUAUUUUCGUCAGGUAUGGCGAGUUGUACGGAAAACAACCAAGGCGGAGUUGCAAUGUGCCCUCAACCUUGCACUAAAAUGUUUCCCGGGCUUCGAUCAGGAUGAUAUGGCGUUGUUAUUACUGUCGUUCUGUGAACGUAAGCCGUCAUUUCAGAAUCCCUUUGCAGACUUACUACCUUCUGGGGAAGUUGAGGACAUUGGCUACAAGGAACCCGCUGAGGUGCAUCGAUACUCAACGCUGAGAAAUCGUAUGACACAAUUGAGCCUGGCGUCAGGAAAACGUGGCGUGGAACUGUUUGAGCAAUUGUACGAGAUGGAGGAGAUAAGAAAGGACUAA
Messenger RNA from Fusarium proliferatum ET1, 1581 nucleotides. RefSeq lists its product as uncharacterized. The transcript has a single exon. Bases 1 to 1581 code for a protein of 526 amino acids. The record is from RefSeq and is a predicted model, not a curated record. Lineage: Eukaryota; Fungi; Ascomycota; Sordariomycetes; Hypocreales; Nectriaceae.